AUGUGUAGCAGUUGCCCCGAAGUCUCGUCAACACAUAAUUUACAUAACGUCGGUGUCGUACGAUCAAGAAAGGCUAAGAUGCUGGCUGAAUGGAAGCCGCCAGUCUACGACAAUGAAAGUGGUAUAACUCUGGUGACAGCAACAACACGCCGUAAUUCACCUAAUAAUUUCGAUUCAAAAAUUCACCACAACAACCUUCUUAACAACAUUCUUGCCAAGGUAGAAGGGAAUAAUUCACAGGCUGAUGAUGCAAUAAUGCUCGACAAAGAUGGUUACGUGUCUGAAACUAAUGCGACAAAUAUAUUUCUGGUGAAGAAAGGCCAGGUGAUGGAACUUGUGGUGAAGGAAAAUUUUCUUUUGGCCGAGCGGCGUAUUAGUCUGUCAGAGUUCCACACAGCAGACGAGGUCUUCACAACGGGAACCAUGGGAGAGCUCAGUCCAGUUGUAAAAAUCGAUGGACGUGUUAUUGGUGAUGGUAGAGUGGGCCCCGUUACCCGACAAUUGCAAAAUGCUUAUAAAGAACUCACCGCAGGAUCAGGGGUGCCAAUACCAACCUACCAGCAAUCUUGA
Striga asiatica is the source of this 570-nucleotide messenger RNA. The record is from the annotation of a GenBank genome assembly. Lineage: Eukaryota; Viridiplantae; Streptophyta; Magnoliopsida; Lamiales; Orobanchaceae.